This is a messenger RNA of Habropoda laboriosa, 1617 nucleotides long. RefSeq names its product serine/threonine-protein kinase SBK1 (gene meng). Gene Ontology annotation, molecular function: protein serine/threonine kinase activity; ATP binding. The transcript has 2 exons. Gene Ontology annotation, biological process: peptidyl-threonine phosphorylation; peptidyl-serine phosphorylation. NCBI's taxonomy places the organism in Eukaryota, Metazoa, Arthropoda, Insecta, Hymenoptera, Apidae. The record is from RefSeq and is a predicted model, not a curated record. The coding region runs from base 39 to 1202 and encodes 387 amino acids.
CCUUUCUCGUCGUUCACCAUCGGAUUACUACUAUCGUGAUGAAACUACACGAGAAAAAGGAGUCCGGAAUACACAGAGUGCAGGAGGUUCCCCUGGAGGAGCUGGAACUGUCCAAGGAGUACGAAGUGGAGAAGACACUCGGGGAGGGGAGUUUCGCCAAAGUUUUACUAGCGACUCACCGAGCGACGCGCACGAGGGUCGUCCUGAAAGCCGUCCACCAAGAAUUAACCACGGAGAAGGACUUUUUCCGCGAGUUUCACUACUCGUACCAUUUGAGCCCGCAUCCGAACAUUCUGUGCUCGUACGCGGUCGCGUUCAAAGCGGAGAAGUGUUUCGUGUUCGCGCAAGAAUACGCCCCGUACGGUGAUCUCGCGGGCAACGUCAGGGCCGGAGGAUUGAGCGAGGAAGCGUGCAAGAGGAUCGCUAGUCAGCUCUGCUCCGCGCUCGAUUUCAUUCACUCGAAACAGCUGGCACAUCGAGACAUCAAGCUCGAGAACGUGCUGGUGUUCGCGCUGGACAUGUCUAAGAUCAAGCUCUGCGAUUUCGGGUGUACCAGACGCGAAGGGACGCUAGUUAACAAGAUUCGUUGCACCUGGUUGCCGUUUCAACCGCCGGAGAUCUACGAGAUCGUGAAAAACGAGAGGUACGCGUGCAAGAGGAGCGCCGAUUGCUGGCAAUUCGGCAUCGUCCUCUUCGUCUGUCUAACGGGCAAUCCGCCGUGGCAGACGGCUGAUCUCAUUCAAGAUCCGGACUACUCGGCCUUCCAGAGAUGGCUCAAGAGGAGGACGACCAAAGUUCCGCCGACGUUCAGAAGAUUCACGCCUAGGUUACUCAGAUACUUUAGGCGAACGUUCGAGCACAAGCCGGAGAAGAGGCCGCAUGUCACGGAAAUCAACAAGUAUCUGAAAGACUCGUGGUGCGUGAACAAAAUCAGUCACAGCGCUACUUCUACGUUGGUAGACGCUAGCGAGGGUAUAGCUAGGAGAGCAGACAGUCUGCUGUAUCUGGACACGAUCUUGGACGAUCAACGGAACGUGGACGAGAACAAGAACAGGCUGAGGAAGCUUCUCAACAGUUACGGACUGGAGACGACGGUCGAUCAAAAAGUGGUGACCAAGAGGAUCUGGGAGUGGGUGAUGCAGUGCGACUCGAACAUCGCCGAACCGGCUUUCGUCGGUAGCCUCGGGACAGAGAGUAUGUGAGAGAUGGUAAAAGCUUCUAGCGAACCUUGCCUCAGAAGCGAUCGUCACCAACGAAAGUGCAGUUUCGGUGGCUUCGAGGCCGCCCGCGACGAACACGGCGCUCCGUCCCCUGUUCAAUGUGCCAAAGCAACGUUCGAAAGGCCGGCGACGAACUCGCCGUGACUCUUACGCUACCAACGAGCGCUUCGUCCUUUCCACACCCUCGCGCCGAAUUUCGAACGACGAACGACGAACGUCGACCGAUAAAAUCCCUACCCUCUUCUCUCCUUUCUCUCUCUACGAGCGGACCAAUUAUCCACGAAUGUAUCUGCGUAUAUACACGUAUUCACGUACCAGCCACUUUCGUACACUUCCUUUCGCGUCGAAUACAGCUUCGAGACGAGAAUUGCCUAAAGAUCCACUUCUCCACUCACAC